Molecule: messenger RNA, 1963 nt
Organism: Rhinolophus ferrumequinum (greater horseshoe bat)
Lineage: Eukaryota; Metazoa; Chordata; Mammalia; Chiroptera; Rhinolophidae
Gene: RHAG
Product: Rh associated glycoprotein
Exons: 10
Coding region: 60-1349 (429 amino acids)
Biological process (GO): ammonium transmembrane transport; ammonium homeostasis
Cellular component (GO): plasma membrane
Molecular function (GO): ammonium channel activity
Source: RefSeq, a predicted model, not a curated record
UUUAUCAAUCUCCCACAGCCCGUGGAGCCCGCAGUGUGCCUCUGUCCUUUGCUACAAACAUGCGUUUCAAAUUACCUCUCCUGGCCAUUGGCCUGGAGGUUGCUAUGAUUGUCUUAUUUGCAUUGUUUGUUCACUAUGAAACGGAUCACAACGUACACCAGCAGAUCAACACCACCACGCCAGGAGCUGUGGACAAAUUCCUUGUGUCAUAUGCUUUAUUCCAAGAUGUGCAUGUUAUGAUAUUUGUUGGGUUUGGCUUCCUCAUGACCUUCCUGAAGAAAUAUGGUUUCAGUAGUGUGGGCAUCAACCUAUUCAUUGCUGCUUUGGGCCUCCAGUGGGGCACUCUUAUACGUGGAAUCUUGCACCACCACAACCAGGAAAUUCACGUUGAAAUUGAAAACAUGAUAAAUGCAGACUUCAGUACAGCCACUGUUUUGAUUUCUUUUGGAGCCGUCCUGGGAAAAAUAAGUCCAAUCCAAAUGCUGAUCAUGACAAUCAUAGAAAUUACAGUCUUCAUUGGCAAUGAAUAUCUAGUUGGUGAGAUAUUCAAGGCCUCUGAUAUAGGAGCAUCAAUGACAAUCCAUGCCUUCGGGGCCUACUUUGGCCUGGCUGCAGCGGGCAUCUUAUAUCGACCAGGCUUGAGAAAGGAACAUGACAACGAGGAGUCUGUAUACCACUCAGACUUAUUUGCAAUGAUUGGAACUCUUUUCCUAUGGAUAUUUUGGCCCAGCUUUAAUUCAGCCAUCGCUGACGCUGGAGAGAAACAGUACAGGGCCAUUAUAAACACGUACUUCUCUCUUGCUGCCUGCGUGGUCACAGCCUAUGCAUUCUCCAGCCUCGUUGAGCACCGAGGCAAGCUCGAUAUGGUUCACAUUCAGAAUGCAACCCUUGCUGGAGGAGUUGCUGUGGGCACUUGUGCAGACAUGGAAAUCUACCCAUACAUUUCCAUGAUCAUUGGGAGCAUUGCAGCAAUGGUCUCUGUGCUUGGAUUUAAGUUUCUGACUCCGUUUUUUGCUACUAAACUGAGGAUCCACGAUACAUGUGGGGUACAUAACCUGCACGGCUUACCUGGUGUGGUAGGAGGCCUCGCAGGCAUUGGGGCAGUAGCCCUGGGAGCGUCUAACAAGUCUACCCCGGCCAUGCAAGCAGCUGCACUAGGUUCUUCCAUUGGAACAGCAGUUGGUGGAGGGCUGAUCACAGGUUUAAUUCUAAAGCUACCUAUCUGGGGACAGCCACCUGACCAGAACUGCUAUGAUGACUCCGUUUAUUGGGAGGUCCCCAGGCUGAGAGAGCAUGACAAUCAUUUCUAUGAACAUGGAGGCCAAAACCAGCUGAAACUUGAAGUCUGAAUACCGUUCCUCUGCCUCAGCUUCCUUUCCCAUUAUUUAGAAUCAAGUUUAAAUAAAUAAAAAACAUCCAGUGAGAAUAAGGACCAGAAUGGAAGAUCCUGAGCCCCAAAUGUCCAGUGUAAAUAUGUCUUAACGUAAUCUGGUCCUAUCUCUUAAUAUUCACUGAUUGUUUAGUUGAAGGAACAUGACUCAUAAAAUAGAUGGUCAAAUGAUCCUAUUCAGCAUUCCCAGACUACUCUUACCAGUGGGUAGGAACAGGGUGAAUAUUCUGUGUAUAUCCAUGUAUUUCCCCCCCAUGAAGGUAGAUUUGCAAAGAAACCAAUACUUUCUAAUCAUAUCAGUUUUUAAAAUGUAGUUACUAUGUCUUCAGACCCAAAGAUUACACAACUGAAACCGAUGAAAUAAUAAUGUAUGUAAGAAAUCUAUAUAAGAAAUAUGAAAAAUGUCUGUAUGUAAAGCAGUAAUACAAUUGUAUUUGAUGGUGCUUUCUUGAUUUUAAAAAUGGUUGUUAGUAAUGUUAUACUUUGCUUGCUUAUUCUUAUGCUUAAUUUCUUUUGCAUGUUUACUAUUUGCAACAAGAGCUCAAAUGCAGUCUGACCAAAUUUUGUAUAAAA